Molecule: messenger RNA, 5916 nt
Organism: Cladocopium goreaui
Lineage: Eukaryota; Dinophyceae; Suessiales; Symbiodiniaceae
Source: the annotation of a GenBank genome assembly
GCACAAAGUGUGGGCGGGAGUCUUGAACCACAUGCAAAGCGGCAAAGAACAUGCAACACCACCCUCCGGCUUUAUGAGAGAGCUAUCCGCUUCAAGAACAAUUUGACUGAUCACGAAGCUGAUGAGGCGAAAUGGAACCGGGCCAUCGAAAAGCUGUAUGCAGUAAUACUCUCCAGCCCGGGAGUGGUCCCAGAUGGAGUCAGAUUUCAGGCACGGCCCCUCCGAGUGGCUGAAGUUGUCCUCCUGGAAGAGAUGCUGAGUAAUGUGGCAAGACACGGUCUUCCAAUGCCUCUGAUUGCACCAAUUUGGGGCCUGCGGAAUCCUCCAUGGGCGAUGUCUUGGAAGAAUGCCGAGGCAGUGUCCCUGGACUUUGCCAACUUUGUCCGCGGGGCCGUCCUGCAUCUCCCCAAUAGGGAGGGAAAAUGGAGCCAACGGAGCGUCACCUCUGACGAGGCAUCACGAUGGUUGGUUGAGCUCCUCAAGCCGCACUCAGGCGACCUGGAGGAUGUGUCCUCACAUAGCUUAAAGGCAACGACUUUGUCGUGGCUCGCGAAAGCGGGGUGCGAUCCACAUCACCGUACAAUUCUUGGACAUCACUCUUCUGGGAAGGGAUCUUUGGAGGUGUACUCCAGAGACAUGCUUUCUGCGCCCUUGCGCACCCUGGAAGAUAUGUUGCGGCAAAUCCGCAUUGGAGCACUGCACCCUGACUUGACAAGAUCCGGCCAUAUACAGCAGCCGUCAAAACCAGACUGCAAAGAUGCUCCAGUCGAAGCAGAAGUUGAACAAUCGGAAAAGGGGCCAGAGAGCUCCAGCUCCUCCAGCAGUGCCGAUCCGAACGUGCACCACUCAACAUGGGAGAACUUCAACAUGUACCAGCACGAAGCCAGUAAGAUUGUGCAUGUGGAAGCCGACAGCGAAGCCUGUACGUUCAAGUGUGGAAUGAAGGCCACAGCCGAGCACAAGCUGAUCAUGAGCACAGCCUUCCUGGACAUCCGCAAGUGCAAGCGGUGUGCAGCUUCCUUAGUGCAUUCCACGGCCGCACUUAAGGAUCGAGCCGCAAAGGCAGGGUUGAGUCCAGAUGAAGUGGAUGCCAUCAUCACGAGCAACGUAAGUUCAAUGGCCCAGAUGGCCUUUGCCAUCUCGCCACCAGGAACAGCACCUUCUGAACAGGAGGUACGCGACUUUUUCCGCAACAAGGUGCCAGUGAACCUGGGCACGAUCACCUCAACAAAACUUUUGGUCUUCGAGUGCCAUACUCUAGUCGUGGCCAACAUCAAGGCGGAAGUGAACAAGAAGGACGAUUUAUCCAGCCAAAGCUCCUUGCCAACAGCCGAACGAGACAGACGUAUCGCAGACCAGCGCCAACGCCUAGCCGGCCUGCGGCUGAAGGGAGACGAAGAGGUAGCACACUCUUCUUAUGAUUUGGCCUUCACAAUGCAGGAAAAAGACACCAUCACCUAUUUGCACCCAGAAAAAUUUGUGACCAGAAGAGCUGAAUUGUUGCAGAAACGCCCAUUGAAGCAGUUAGCUUUGGACCAGGAUUCCCUGACAGUCAGGGAGAAACCAAUCGACAUGACACGCAGCACCCGCACCGAACUUGAGCUGGUGCAGGCUUUUAGGAGGAGGGCUUUGGCCUUUGAUCUUGUGGGCCUCGCCACUUACGAGUUGAUGAACUCGUAUCAUGCAGAGCUGUUGAGCCAUAUGCAGGAAGACCCACCACCAGGGUACACACAGGUCUCAGUGACCCAAAUUCUCAGAGCGGAUCGUGCGGUUUUCCUCCAUUUGGCCGAGAACCUCACAACCCUCAAACGCAAUGUGGACGGCGACUUGCCUUUUGAGAAAGAGCUGAUGAUUGCCCUGGCGCGCCCAAAUGUCAGUUUCCAUUUAUUGCCGCUGGCUGCCAGCGCACCUUCAAGACCAACCCCUAAGCCCAAUGCCAACAAUGCCAACAAGCGCAAGCAUGAAGAUCCGCCCAAGCCUGCCCCUGCACAGCCUAAGAGCAAUGCACGAACCAAAGGCAAGGGCAAGGGGAAGACAAAGCGUAAGGGCCGAGGCCCGAAUGUCCCCAAAGAGUUAGUUGGCAAAGCGCUGGAAACUGCAGAAGGGCGCCGCACUCCUGCAGUGGGGUACAUCGCGAGUGCAUCACAGAAGACAGUUGGAGUUCACAGAUCGCCACAGGAAUUCAUUGAAGCUGCCCUGGAAUCGAAACACCCGGGCUUUUUGGCUGAUCAACUCCCGAGCCCAAUGGUAGAAGCGGUGGAAUUUUGCACAAAGCACACUGACGAGUUUGUUGCAACUUCAAGGUCCGAAACGCUCAGGGCCAUGAUGAGCGAGGCACAACACCUGGCUAAACGAGAGACGGAGCUCAAAGCGGGCAUGUCUGACAGACGCCGAACAAUCCUGUCAAAGAAACGCUUGCUGCUCUUCAAGUCCCUCCUGAUGCAGUCCGGAUCCCCCGACUUGAAUCUAGUGGAUGACAUCGGAUCGGGGUUCGACCUGACUGGGCCAGAUCAGAAGACACCAAUCAUGGAACUUGAAGCCCUUGCCAUUUUUGUUGGCAUCCAGCUUUUCUCAGAAGCAGUGAAGGGCACCAGACUCGUGGUCUUCACAGACAACUUGAGUGCCCAAGCUUCGUUGGUCAAAUGCAGAUCCAACAACCUGCACGUCAGUAUGAUGUGCUGGGUUGAGAGGGAAUGGAUUGCUAUGUCACUUGGGCUCUUAGACCGAAUUGUCAACACGUUCUACUUGAAUCAAGGCACCCAGUUGCCGCCGUUGGCUCCACAGGCGUAUUUCACAUACGCCAAGGACGAAAGCAUCCAUCAGGUUUUGGCGGACAUCCACAAUCACUUGGGAGUGGCCGCUGAACUUGAAGGUGUGGCACUUUGGAUUCGGCCUCCACCACCACCCCCUAUGCCAGGGGCUGCAAUGGACUUGGACGCAUCAGACUCGUCGGAAGAUGAUGAAGCCUCAGCCGACGGCGCGACAGCAGAGGCUGCGCCAGAUACAGAAGAUCCGGGUGCACCUGCUGUUCCACUUCAUCCGGAUGCUGGCCCACUUGAUCCCCUUCAGGACCACUUGGUGUUACCGCCUGACCUGCAGACUCAGCUGCAAAUUCAGCUGAACUGUGUCCUCGAUCCAAUCAUCGCCUACUACGAGGACCAGGGCAGGACACCUGAGUUGGCCCUGAACGAGGUGGAGUCCAAUCCAGUUGGGAGCGAAACGGCUGGAGAAGGGCAAGACUUCGCCCGAGAACCCGUUCAGUCCACGGCGGCAGUGGAAACCACUGAUCGAGCCCAAGCCGCGGUCGAGCCAAUCCGGUGUACAGAAGGCCCAUCCGAGGCCGAAACAUCCGAGCAUCCGUUUGCAGCAUCCGACCUUUUGCCUGAGUUCAUCGAAGGGGAUUAUGAUUUCUUGGCGGAACCUGGGGAUCAAGAAGACUAUCUAAGAGAGAUCCGAUUCAUAGAAGCGUUGAGAUUCCUGGACUCAGUAGCAGUGUUAACCUUUGCCAACCUCGACUUGGUGUUGUCACCUCGAGUGACAGGGUUUGCCUAUCAACAGUAUCUCAGGAAGGCCCCUCUUAAUCAGAAAGACUCAAUCCCGUGUCUACUGAUUGCUGCGAUGGAGAGGCUCUUGAUGAAGAAAAUUGACAAAGUUCAGGUGUGCGUGCUGGGCCAACUGUUGUGGUGUUUUCAUGCAGCGAGCCGGUGGUCAGACAGUCUCCGGAUCCAGUCUCUAAAACUGGAGAAAGCACAGGGUGCAUCACUGGUCACAGGUGAAGCUCUAGGAUCGAAGACAUCGGUGACAAAAGAGGCUCAAACCCGUCUCCUGCCCUACGCUGCAAUAGGCACCGGAGUGAGUGGAGAACCUUGGGCAGAGAAGUGGAUCAAUUCGAGGGCAGAGGAGCUUGGACGGGAGCCGGUGCCGGACGAAGCAGAUCCAUGGGAGAUUUCGUCAGAGUCCAGUGAGGAGGACCAAGCCCUAGUUGGAGUUUUGAGCAAUCAGGAAGAGGUGCAAGGCAGAAAACCCUUUCCAAGUGAACAGGAGGUAGAUUGCAUCGUCCACAGGAAGAGUGGCAUUGUCCAUGCCUUGCAACCGUUGGGAGACUACACGUUGUGCGGUCGUCCAGUGACCGGGAACUACGUAGAGUUACAAAAAGCCGACACCGAAGACAUGGAAUGCUGCAUCCUUUGCGGCCGCCAACUAGGAGUAGAAAAAUUGGAGAGCUUGGCCGAAUGCAUCAGCAGGGUGAUCCGACACCUGGGCUUGAGCAAUUUGACCGAGCACCUGGGCGACUUGUGGGUGAAUACCCGAAGGGCAUUAUGCUUUAGGGCCCUAAGGGAGCUGGACCAUUGCAUUCUCCAAAUUGAGCUGGAAGAAGCCUAUGAGACCGUGCAAGAGUUGCUAAAGCAAUUGGGAAUCGAAGAUGCCCUCAAGGGCGAGUUACAAGACAGAGGGUUUGAAACCUUCGGAUCCCUGGCAUUCGCAGUAUCCACAACUCUGCAGCAGAUCACAGAUGCAGUGUUAGAAGCCUGGCUGCUCAAGGUCACCACCCGAGACCUAAGCCCAUAUCAAACAUCUUGUGUGAGACGCUUAGUGGUGGAGAGUCACGCAUUAGCAUUGAACGACCUGCAGCGCAAGGUGGAUCAACCAUCGGACCCUCAAUUAGCAGCAAGAAAACUUCCAGUUGCAGAGCGUCAAAGUCGCCAGACAGAGCAGGAGCAGCGACUGCAAGGAUUGAUUUUCAGUCCAGAAAUCAUCCCGAGCCAUGCCUUAGUGGAUACAUGUGUCAACAUGGUGGAGCAAGGAGUUCUUUCUUGGAUCAAGCCCGAGGAUUGCACUUCCAGAGCACAGGAAAUCCAGUCACUCAAGAGAGACCCCAAAGUUUCUUUAGAUGCAGCCGGAAACUUGAAGAUUAGCUCGAAGACCAUGAACAGCACAUGCACCAUUAGCUCAGAGUUGGAUCUACGUAAUGCCUUCCAACGCCGAUCCCUUGCCAUGGAUCAAGCAAAGUUGUGCUCUUUUACAGAGAUUGAACGCUGGGUUCAGCAUUUGUUUCUGUCACACGAACGAGCUCAGCCAUCGGGAUUUGCGUCCGUGACCUUGCAACAGAUCAUCGAGUGUGACAAGCAAAUGUUCAUCCGUGCAUCCAAUGCCUUAAUAGGAUCCUUGCAAGCCGAACCGGGGGUCGCAGUGACCCCCUUGGAUAAAGAGCUCGCAACACUCCGCACUUCCCCAGAGCUCAUGCCAUACCUCAUGCCCAUGCCAAUGAAAUCUAUGCCCAAAGCAGGAGCUCCUAAGCCAGAUAAGAGGCAGCAACCGGAUUAUGAAGACCGUCCAAACAAGUACCAAAAAGGCAAAGGCAAGGGCAAAAGCAAAGGCAAAGGAAAGUCCAAAGGGUCCAAAGGAUCCUCGUCGGCGAUCGACAUUCCACAGGGCUGUGUUGCAAAAACCCCAGAUGGAAAGCCUUUGUGCUUCGCAUACAACAAAGGCAUCUGUGGAUUUCGCGGGUUCAACAAACCAACGGCAGCUGGUCAUUCGACACAGCGGCCGAAGCAGCUUACCCUGAGAACCCAUGAUCACCCCUCUUGCUAUGCUAUGAAGCUUAAGCUAGCCUCUACCACGGAGGAGGAGCUCCGAGACUCGGCAGUACCAUCCCGGUUGGCCCUCGAGAUGAGGAGGCCACAGACGGACUCCCCGGGAUUUGCAGAGCACUUGGAAUCCACGGCUCAAGAGGAGGUGGAUUUAGCUUUCCUAGAAGGCCCCUUCCACUCCGCGGAGGAAGUCACCAACCUGACGGGCCCCAAGGGAAAGCCCUUCUCGCCAUCCUUCGAUGUCUUGGGUAUGACUUUAGAUCUGAGUAACUUGGAAUCGACGGGACACCUCACCUUGAAAAACAAAGAAGGACUGGUGCUGUGA